Messenger RNA from Cydia amplana, 1170 nucleotides. Its product is annotated as protein toll-like. Lineage: Eukaryota; Metazoa; Arthropoda; Insecta; Lepidoptera; Tortricidae. Gene Ontology annotation, biological process: signal transduction. Gene Ontology annotation, molecular function: protein binding. The record is from RefSeq and is a predicted model, not a curated record. The coding region runs from base 1 to 1170 and encodes 389 amino acids. The transcript has 3 exons.
AUGAAGGCGUUUGCUCUGUUGUUCGCGCUCGGCUGCGCGCGCGCCGAGCUUAUGCCGAAGUGCAUCUACUCUUCGUGCGUCACGCGUGACUCCAGAGACACCGACGAUGGCUGGCUCUUGAAGGAGUAUCUCCUUGAAGGCGCGCAUAUGUCCAUAGCGACUCGAUCGGGCCACUACGCCGUACGUUGGUCAUGCGGAGGCCUGAACCCAGCCGGCUACCUCGCGCCACGCUUCAGUAAGCCUUACGUCGCCUACGAAGUUGAGCUGGUUGACUGCAACGUUCCUCUCGACUCUUCUUACACUGAUCUCUUCAAGAGCCUCAAUAUAAACAGCAAGUACGCCAAAUCCCUCACUAUCAAUUUAAGCACGACACAACCCCAAAUCAGCCAGUGGUUUUCGACAGAUAAUCUACAGAAAAUUAAAAAUAAAUACCAAGCUAGAAGUAACAACUGGCUAACAGCUGCUGCCGACGAUUUGCCUAAAAAUUCCUUAGAACAUUUAACCUUGUGUGGAAUCCCAAUGACCACUGAUCAGUUUAUAAGUAUACAUAAUAUUAUAAGCUUGACUUUAAUUGAAACGGGUCUCGAAGAAGUGAUGGAUUUGGAAGAAUUCUCUAAACUAACACGACUGGAGCUACGAGACCCAUAUUUGCUGAAUGCAGAAAAGUUAAACACUACAAGCAUUGAAGAGCUGGUUCUAUACGCUCCCGAUGCUGGACUAGCCGCCAUGCCUCAUGUACGCAACGCUACCUUUAUAGAAGUCUAUGUGAUGGGAAGGUUAUUCGGGAACUGCAGUAACUUAAAACAUCUAGCUUUGAUAGAUGGGACGCUGUCUGUACUCCCAGAUCAUUGGUUAGUUGGAUGCAGUGCGCUGAAAAGUUUGAAGAUAACACAAUUGCGGAAUCUAAUGCAAAUACCUGGUGAUCUAUUGGCUGAUACAACGGAGCUGCGAUCACUUGAUCUGAGCCACAACAGCUUGGAAACCUUGCCUGAGGGUCUGCUGGACAAUACCAGAAGCCUGGAGUAUCUUGACAUUAGUGACAAUCAUUUGAAGUCCCUCCCUGCGAAGCUCCCGGUUUCGCUUAAAAAAUUGUAUGCAUGUGGCAAUUAUCAUCACUUUCCAUUGGCAUACCAAAAUUUAAAGUUUUUGGAGGAAGGGGGUUGCAUAUAA